This is a messenger RNA of Saccharomyces kudriavzevii IFO 1802, 672 nucleotides long. It is a transcript of the gene NCE103, whose product is annotated as carbonate dehydratase NCE103. NCBI's taxonomy places the organism in Eukaryota, Fungi, Ascomycota, Saccharomycetes, Saccharomycetales, Saccharomycetaceae. The transcript has a single exon. Bases 1 to 672 code for a protein of 223 amino acids. The record is from RefSeq and is a predicted model, not a curated record. Gene Ontology annotation, biological process: cellular response to carbon dioxide; carbon utilization; cellular response to oxidative stress. Gene Ontology annotation, cellular component: cytoplasm. Gene Ontology annotation, molecular function: zinc ion binding; carbonate dehydratase activity.
AUGAGCGCUCCCCAAUCCUCUUCCAUAUUCACAUUGAGCCACGACUCAAACCUACAAGAUAUCUUGGAUGCCAACAGCAAAUGGGCCUCUCAGAUGAAUAUCGUUCAACCAACUUUGUUCCCUGAUCAUAAUGGUAAGGGCCAGUCCCCUCACACUCUUUUCAUCGGCUGUUCCGAUUCGCGUUAUAACGAAAACUGUUUAGGCGUCUUGCCCGGCGAAGUUUUUACCUGGAAAAACGUCGCUAAUAUAUGUCAUUCAGAGGAUUUGACUUUGAAGGCCACUUUGGAGUUCGCUAUUAUCUGUUUGAAAGUGAACAAGGUCAUCAUUUGUGGCCACACCGAUUGUGGGGGUAUCAAGACAUGUUUAACCAACCAAAGAGAAGCUCUGCCCGAGGCCAAUUGUUCACACCUUUAUAAGUACUUGGAUGACAUUGAUACCAUGUACCAUGAAGAGUCGCAAAACUUAGUCCAUCUGAAAACAAAACGUGAGAAAUCUCAUUAUUUGUCGCAUUGCAACGUCAAAAGGCAGUUUAACAGAAUAAUUGAGAACACCACCGUGCAAACCGCUGUACAAAAUGGAGAAGUGCAAGUAUACGGCCUGCUUUACAACGUAGAAGAUGGUCUACUGCAAACUGUUAGCACAUACUCAAACGCCAUUCCAAAACAACCUUAG